AUGUUGGAUACAAUGCUGGUAGAAAAAACGAAUGAUGAAUUGUUGGCUAUUGUUGGAGCCGAGGCAGAUUGCAAGCAAGUGGCAGCUCUUGCCCAGGCUUAUGAUGCUACUAGUCUUCUUGUGAACUGUUUCGAUCAAGUUGGAGAGUCACAGAUGCCUUCGUCGACUGCUCUGGAAAUGGCUUCUACUCAAGGAGGAAAAUACCGAGCAUUUGCUAAACUAGCCAAAUCAGUCGGCUGGACAAAUGUUGCUGUUCUCAAUUUUGUCGAAGAUGGACCUACAGACUACACUUAUCAUGAUCAACUACUGGAUUCAUUGUCAUCAGAAUCCAUCACAUUGGAUUUUGUAAGAAAAGGAGGUUUCUCAGCUGAUCAAAAUGCCGCUAUGUAUACUGGAUUGGAGUCUGUGAUCGAUGUUAUUUUGGAGACUUACUUGAAAACCAGAAUAUACAUUAUCAUUCUACAGUACCCAGUCGCUGGCACUUAUUUCAUGAAUGUAAUGUCGUCGUUGGGAUUGUUGGAGACCGGAAAGUAUUUUGUAGUAAUGAUGGGACCGGUGGACAGCGACUCGGCAAACUACUUCAGUUUCAAUACAAAUCGAGUGAACACAAUGUUUUCCACAAUUGGUUAUGGAGUUUCGGAUUCUGAUGUCAGACAGUACUACAGAUCAUUCUUGUAUUUCACCGACAUUCCACAUUAUCCAAAAAACUUCAGCGAUGAAUGGACAAACUUUCAAAAGCGAGUUGAUAAAGAUGCAGCAAAAUCAUUCUGUCCACCGAUUUGUGAUACAGAAGCAGAUGGAAUUGCAAACAAUGAUCCAUGGUCGGAAGACGGAUAUUGGUAUUCGGAGAAUCCAUCAAUUGUGAAUGCAUAUGACAUGGGAAGAUUGUUAUCUGAAACAGUUAGUGUUCAUGGAGCAUCUAUUCUAAGAAAUCCAUCAGCGCUUGUGGAAACUAUGUCUGGAAGAGGAGUAACAUCACUGCUUGGGUAUGUAACCAAAUUUGAUGCUAAUCGUGUUUCCCAACGAGAAUACAUUCUUUGGGCUCCACAACAAUCAUCAAGUUUAUCGGGACCAAUUCCAUUGACAGAAUGGGCGACAAUGGCUGCAAGAAUGUUGCCGGAUGGAAAAGGAAAUUAUUCCAUCGUGUGGAAGAAUCUCACUCAACUCGGGAUAUACAAUGGAGCACUACCAAAGUCUAAACCAGCAUGUGGAUUCAACAGUGAAUUGUGUCCAGCAAGUAUUCGUAACCUGUCAGAACUCGAGAUCAUCCUCAUUGCUGUCUGCGUGGUUGCCAUCGUUCUACUCGUUGGAGUCAUUGCCUACAUUGUCAGAUGGAUUGCUUACGAACGGCGGCUUGAAUCUUCAUAUUUCUUGGUUCAUCGUAAACAUGUUCAACUGGUUGAUAUGACGAAAUUCGGGUCUAGCAGAGGAGGAAGUAUCAUGCAGAGUGCAAUCAGUAUGAGAUCUCAAUAUGACGACCCUGGGCCGGUCGGCAAUGCGACAAUGAACUUUUACACAAAUGGAAUCAGAAAAGCUGCGAGACGAAGUCAGAUGCAAAAGUCUGAUAAAGGACCAUCUGGAAAUAGAGAUGAUUGGUUGGAAAUUGUUGAUUGGCAUCUGGCAAAAUAUGAUAAUACACUGGUCAUUGUGCGAAAGAUCAAUAAGACUCAACUGAAGUUGACGAGGGAGAUGAAACAGGAAAUUGAUCUGUUGAUGAACGAGACGCAUGAAAACUUGAACAGAUUUUUUGGACUUAUCAAUGAAAGUGAUCUCAUUUUCACUAUUCAUCAUUAUGGACCAAGAAAAAGUUUGAUGGAUUUGUUGAGAAAUGACGAUCUUCGUCUAGACAGAAUGUUUAGAGUAUCGUUUGUUGAAGAUGUGAUCAAAGGAUUGCAAUUUCUUCAUGAAGGCUCAAAAAUUGGUUACCAUGGAAAUCUGAAAAGUUCGAAUUGCAUUGUGGACGCUUACUGGAGAAUUAAACUGAGCAGCUAUGGAAUGGAACAAAUCAGAGCAGAUGAACCGGAAUCUAAACCUGAUGACCUGCUGUGGUUUGCACCGGAAAUCAUUCGUCGCUACGCAGUGAAACAUGAUCUCUCGAAGAUUGAACUUGCGAAAGCGGACAUCUAUUCUUUCUCCAUCAUUCUGUAUGAGAUUUAUGGUAGACAAGGACCGUUUGGAGAUGACCUACUUGAUUCUGAUGAAAUCAUUGAGCAGCUGAAAUUUCCUGAUGGUGGAGCGUUGACUAGACCAGACAUCCAUCUGAUUACAAAGGCUCCAUAUCCAGUGUCCUCGGUUGUUGAAAAAUGUUGGGCAGAGGAUCCGGAUGAAAGACCAAACAUCAAAAAAGUGAAGGAACUCUUGAAGCCGUUGAGCAAAGGAUUAAAAGGAAACAUUGCUGAUAAUAUCAUGAACCUACUUGACCGCUACCGUAACAAUUUGGAAGAUGUCAUAAGGGAGAGAACCGAACAACUUGAAGAUGAAAGGAUCAGAAAUGAGAACUUGCUCCUUCAAUUGCUUCCAAAAUCUGUUGCGAACAGCUUGAAGAAUGGACAACCUGUUGAAGCAGAAUUCUAUGACAGCGUUUCGAUUUAUUUCUCUGAUAUUGUGGGAUUCACUUCUUUGAGUAGCAAAAGUACACCUUUGCAAAUUGUGAAUAUGUUGAAUAGCUUGUACACCAACUUUGACACUAUAAUCGACAAAUUUGAUUGUUACAAGGUGGAAACCAUUGGAGAUGCCUACAUGUUUGUUUCUGGACUUCCUGAUCUGAAUAGUUAUCUUCAUGCUGGAGAAGUUGCUGCUGCAAGUUUGGAGUUGUUGGAUAGCAUCAAGACAUUCACAGUCAGCCAUUGUCCUGAUGAGAAACUCCGACUGAGAAUCGGUAACCAUUCUGGACCAGUGGUCACAGGUGUUGUGGGAAUUCGUAUGCCACGUUAUUGUUUGUUCGGAGACACUGUCAUUAUAGCAAACAACAUGGAAAGUGGAGGAGAACCGAUGAGAAUACAAAUCUCGAGUGACAGCUAUGAACUCAUCCUGAAAUGUGGUGGAUAUGUGACUGAACAAAGGGAGAAGAUCAUUUUGAAGAACAAAAUGGAAGUCAUGACCUAUUGGAUGAAUGACUACUCUAAAGAUACAAGACUCGCCAGAUUGAUUUCACACCAAGAGAAAUUCCCACAUUUGGAGCCACUCAUUCACAAGUUCAACAAAGGAGUUCGUUGA
This is a messenger RNA of Caenorhabditis remanei, 3216 nucleotides long. RefSeq lists its product as uncharacterized. Lineage: Eukaryota; Metazoa; Nematoda; Chromadorea; Rhabditida; Rhabditidae. Bases 1 to 3216 code for a protein of 1071 amino acids. The transcript is spliced from 21 exons. Gene Ontology annotation, molecular function: peptide receptor activity; guanylate cyclase activity; ATP binding. The record is from RefSeq and is a predicted model, not a curated record. Gene Ontology annotation, biological process: intracellular signal transduction; cGMP biosynthetic process; receptor guanylyl cyclase signaling pathway.